GAGCUGCGACUCAGUGUCGAGAGGAAGAUGGUGAUGAUGAUGGUGGUUAUACGUGGGCUGUGAUUAAUACAAGCGGAUAGGAUUCAGAUCUGACUACAUAGUGAUCGAGCACCUGCUGUGGCUGCUCAGAGUGCUUUCAGAGCUCUGGGUGUGACUGUUGUCUUUUGUCCUCCACCUGCCUCCUCUCAGUCAGAUGAAUUAACUGGAAUAUCUUCUGUAUUAAACUGGAUCGUGCUGGAAUUACGUUAAGCUGAAAAGUUGUGUACGCUCACUAGUUCACUGGUGCAUCUGAUCUGGCUCUCAGUGGCACUCUCAACGUAUCGGCAACUCAUGUGUGUUGUUUAUGUGAUUAGUGGUGCUCAUCUGAUGUCACACAGUGGGUGAGCGCGCUCCAGAUGCACGCGCUGUUUGAUCGGAAUUGGAAAGGGCUGGGAAUCGAUCUGUCUCCGGUCUCGUUACCCCACGGUGCCGUGAGGAUGUUCAGCUGUGUCGGGUGUUUUUGGGUGCUCCUGUCCUCCUCCCUGGUCGCGAUUUGCAGUUUCAGUUUCAUCUCUCCCGCAUGGAUAGUGAAGGACCUCCUGAAAAACAAGGACUCCGUGAGUUUCGGGCUCCUGUGGCACUGCUCAGAGUCUCAGGAUCAUAUGUACAGAUGUUACACCUUCGGCGGGCUGGGGAAAUUUCAAGAGAUUCCUUCAAGUUCUUGGCAGACGAGUGCAGUGCUGUGUUCAGGUGGAUGUGCUCUGCUGGCGGUCAGCUCUCUGCUGGCCAUCAUCACCAUCUUCCUGCCCGGUGGAGCCUGGGAGAGGAGGAUCUGCACAUUGGCAGGAUACAUGCAGAUGGCUGCAGUGGUCAUUAUGGCAUCUGGUUUACUGGUUUACCCCUUCGGUCUGAACUCCAGCCUGGUCAAGUCUUUCUGCGGAGACUCGGACAUCUACUACGCCGGGGAGUGUCAGAUAGGAUGGGGCUACAUGCUGGCUAUCGUAGGUGUCAUGCUCACACUCUUCCUGCCCUUCUUCGCCAAGUACGCCCCCAAGGAGCAUCUGUCACCCACCCCCUUGCCCACCCUGUUAUAGAGCUUUAAAGACCAACAUUCAACCUGCUCAGCCAUCAUUGCUAUAAUUUACAACAACAAUCUGAGGAUGGACAGACUGCUGAGUCUCUGCAUCAUUUGCCAUGGUUGGUAAUAAUGAUGCCAUCAAGAUGAGCAGAACUCAAGAGCCCUCAUCCCCUCAAUUCAUCUUGUUUUAUUGUGCUGGCGUCUUCCCAUAUUCGAUAAGGUCCUUUCCCCCCUACACAAUCAACCUCCUAAGUGAAAAACUCAUUUGAAAAGGAUUACAUGGAUUUUGGUCUUUCUUUCUAAUCUGUUUUUGGACUAGCUACUGAAAAUAACGGAAAAUGGACCAUGGUGCAAAUUUUGAGAUUUUGUUUGCAAGGAUCAAAACCAAAAAUGGCAAAUUAAAUGAAAAUUGACUAAUAUUUUCCAAUGACUUUUUACUGAGACUUGUCAGCAUGCAAUGAAAGGGGAAAACAUGACUUUUUAAAUGGGCUGAUUUAGAGCUUCUGCUAAUGGAUCAACAGUUUGAGAGAAACAAACUCAAACUCCGUCAAUCUGACAGUUUUGCAUUAUACAGUUUCUAACACAUGAUAGUACCUAUUCAAGAACCAACACUGUGGCUUAAGUGAACUCAAACCUUUUUUUAUUCUCCGUGCGAGUCUUAAAUUCACACCGAAUUUUUCCUUCACUUUGUUUCUCAUAACCCUGUGAGAGCCAUCAAGGAACUGUGUAUAUAUAGUACGGACAAUGGAUCAGAAUGAUGGAUCAGAAGCAUGGACUAUUCUCAACAACUGUAUGUGAAAGUUAACUGAUCCCACAAUUAAAACCUUGCAUUUUUCCAAACUGGGUGAACGGGAAAUGUUGCGAAAGCCUCCUUUUGCUGUACUGAAUUAUUCAGGAUUACACAAAUCAGGAGCAAGGCUGUUCUUAACUUAAAGUUGGGCUUAGUUACACUGAAGCACUAUGUUCUGGAAAACACCAACUUCUAACCACCUUGUGCCUUUUGACCAUUGCUAAUGCUAAGACUUAAGUACCUUUCAUCAGGUAAUCUACUUCUAAAACAUUUUGUAAAUGCUUUCUUGUUGGAUUAACGUUGUGUGAUUAUUUCUGUAUGUCUCCAUCUUUCAAUGAUUCGUUUUAAUCUUAAAAAGUCUUUAAUGAUGGAGCUUCUUGCCAAGAUGAUGGUGUUUUGAAAGGGUUUCAAACAAAGAACAAAAUGAUGAAAGCUAAAUUAGCAAGUCAUUAAACAAGACAGGAAAAACAUUUCAGUCCUGAUUUGUCAUGACAGCUUCAUCACUUUAAGAAAUUUCAACGAUCAAAUUAAUCUAAUGUGCUAAUGCAUUUACUCUUGGCACAGCAAUACAGUGAAGCUAAAGCUUCAUUCCAUAUUGCACUUGGUUCAUUUUUGCUGUUGUGUUGAUUCAUUUGUGUGUUCAGACUGGCUGAUAACAUUGGCACUCAACUGCCCUCUUAGUAGAUUUAACUCUGACUUGAUAUAUAUAAAAAAAAAAAACCCCCCAUAUUAUGUGUGUACCUUUAACUGUUAACGGUAAGCUGUAGCUCAGAGGACAGAGCACAACUUUAAACUGGCAUCUGAUGUCAAACAUAGCAGGCCCUUUCAAUGUGUUUUUGCAGGUGUACACUACACUGGCGUCCUCUGAUUGCUGGUGUCGACAACUUGCUCUCUUGAGUUCUGUUUAUGAUCAUGUAUGUAUGUGAAGUCUGAUCACUGGUAGCUCUUAGAACUCGUAGAUUAGUGCUGUGAUGUUUUGGUUGUAAAUGAUUCUGUAACAUGACAUCCUGAUGGUUGGUUCCCUUUUGAAAGAUAUAUUUUGAGAUGUUACCUCAUCAAUGUGUUUGUUUAACCUUUGAAAUCCUUAACGAAUUGCUGUUAUGUG
Messenger RNA from Pimephales promelas (fathead minnow), 2952 nucleotides. RefSeq names its product LHFPL tetraspan subfamily member 7 (gene lhfpl7). The record is from RefSeq and is a predicted model, not a curated record. Lineage: Eukaryota; Metazoa; Chordata; Actinopteri; Cypriniformes; Leuciscidae. Gene Ontology annotation, cellular component: membrane.